Candidula unifasciata is the source of this 728-nucleotide messenger RNA. Lineage: Eukaryota; Metazoa; Mollusca; Gastropoda; Stylommatophora; Geomitridae. The record is from the annotation of a GenBank genome assembly.
ACAUUCUCCAUGACGGUCUAGAAGACAAUCUCCGUGACUGUCUAGAAGACAAUCUCCUUGACUGUCUAGAAGACAAUCUCCUUGACUGUCUAGAAGACAAUCUCCUUGACUGUCUAGAAGACAAUCUCCUUGACUGUCUAGAAGACAAUCUCCUUGACUGUCUAGAAGACAAUCUCUGUGACUGUCUAGAAGAUAAUCUCCUUGACUGUCUAGAAGAUAAUCUCCUUGACUGUCUAGAAGAUAAUCUCCUUGACUGUCUAGAAGACAAUCUCCUUGACUGUCUAGAAGAUAAUCUCCUUGACUGUCUAGAAGAUAAUCUCCUUGACUGUCUAGAAGAUAAUCUCCUUGACUGUCUAGAAGAUAAUCUCCUUGACUGUCUAGAAGAUAAUCUCCUUGACGGUCUAGAAGACAAUCUCUGUGACUGUCUAGAAGACAAUCUCCUUGACUGUCUAGAAGACAAUCUCCUUGACUGUCUAGAAGACAAUCUCCUUGACUGUCUAGAAGAUAAUCUCCUUGACUGUCUAGAAGAUAAUCUCCUUGACUGUCUAGAAGACAAUCUCUGUGGCUGUCUAGAAGACAAUCUCCAUGACUGUCUAGAAGACAAUCUCCUUGACUGUCUAGAAGAUAAUCUCCUUGACUGUCUAGAAGACAAUCUCCCAGCCAGACCAUCGGCUGAUCUAACAAUUAGAACACAACUGCCCUCAUGUACUUCUGACCUGUCUGGAUGA